This is a messenger RNA of Equus quagga, 3072 nucleotides long. It is a transcript of the gene KCTD9, whose product is annotated as potassium channel tetramerization domain containing 9. Lineage: Eukaryota; Metazoa; Chordata; Mammalia; Perissodactyla; Equidae. The transcript is spliced from 12 exons. Bases 108 to 1277 code for a protein of 389 amino acids. Gene Ontology annotation, biological process: protein homooligomerization; intracellular signal transduction. The record is from RefSeq and is a predicted model, not a curated record. Gene Ontology annotation, molecular function: protein binding.
GAGAGCCCGAGUGGGUGGAGGGAGGGGAAGGGCGGGAGAGGAAAAAGGUGGGAGGAGAGCCAGGUGGGAGGGUGGCGACUCACUCAGGACCCAGUGGGGGCAGCGCGAUGAGGCGGGUGACCCUGUUCCUUAACGGCAGCCCCAAGAACGGAAAGGUGGUCGCUGUAUAUGGAACUUUAUCUGAUUUGCUUUCUGUGGCCAGCAGUAAACUCGGCAUAAAAGCCACCAGUGUGUAUAAUGGGAAAGGUGGACUGAUUGAUGAUAUUGCUUUGAUCAGGGAUGAUGAUGUUUUGUUUGUGUGUGAAGGAGAACCAUUUAUUGAUCCUCAGACAGAUUCUAAACUACCUGAAGGGUUGUCAGGAUCACACACAGACUGGCUAACAUUAAAUGUUGGAGGGCGGUACUUUACAACUACACGGAGCACUUUAGUGAAUAAAGAACCCGACAGUAUGCUGGCCCACAUGUUUAAGGACAAAGGAGUCUGGGGAAAUAAGCAAGAUCAUAGAGGAGCGUUUUUAAUUGACCGAAGUCCUGAGUACUUUGAACCCAUUCUGAACUAUUUGCGUCAUGGACAGCUCAUUGUAAAUGAUGGCAUUAAUUUAUUGGGUGUGUUAGAAGAAGCCAGAUUUUUUGGUAUUGACUCAUUGAUUGAACACCUAGAAGUGGCAAUAAAGAAUUCUCAACCACCAGAGGAUCAUUCACCAAUAUCUCGAAAGGAAUUUGUCCGAUUUCUGCUAGCUACUCCAACCAAAUCAGAAUUGCGUUGCCAGGGUUUAAACUUCAGUGGUGCUGAUCUUUCUCGUUUGGACCUUCGAUACAUUAACUUCAAAAUGGCCAAUCUAAGCCGCUGCAAUCUUGCACAUGCCAACCUCUGCUGCGCGAAUCUGGAGCGAGCUGAUCUCUCUGGAUCAGUGCUUGACUGUGCAAAUCUCCAGGGAGUCAAGAUGCUCUGUUCUAAUGCAGAAGGAGCAUCCCUGAAACUGUGUAACUUCGAAGAUCCUUCUGGUCUGAAAGCCAAUUUAGAAGGUGCUAAUCUGAAAGGCGUGGAUAUGGAAGGAAGUCAGAUGACGGGAAUUAACCUGAGGGUUGCUACCUUAAAAAAUGCAAAGUUGAAGAACUGCAACCUCAGAGGGGCAACUCUGGCAGGAACUGAUUUAGAGAAUUGCGAUCUGUCUGGGUGUGAUCUUCAAGAAGCGAACCUGAGAGGUUCCAACGUGAAGGGAGCUAUAUUUGAAGAGAUGCUGACCCCACUACAUAUGUCACAGAGUGUCAGAUGAGAAUCCUAGGGCUGGAGGAAGAUGCCCAAGAUGAAAAAUGUUUUCCUUAUCACUCUACUUUCUCCACCCACUCAGCUGUCUCAAAGAAAUAACUCUGUAAGGAAAAAAACAAAACAAAAAAAUACGUUCAGAGGAUUAUGCUUGUUCUCAGCAGUGCAUAAGGGAAAAAAGUGACCUUUUUUCCACGUUCUGUUUUUAACAGAAAAGCACUCACUUAAUAUGUAGGAAGGCUAGGUUAGAUUACUGCCUUUUGAGUGGAAUCGGGGAUUGGCCUGGCUUUAUGACCAGGAAUAGUAUCUCUUAUAUUUGCUUUUAAAUAGACAUGAUGUGGAAAUACCAUCUUGGUUUGAAAUGCAUUAAGGAUUUUAAUUUAUGAAAAGCACAACAUAUGCAAUUAUAUUUAUUGACUCUCUAGAUGCAGGAAUGGAUGUUUAAACUGUCAAACUUUCGGACAAUUUGGAAAAGGAUGAUCAGGUUUAGAAAUAGCUUUAGUGAUGCCCCCCCUUUAAGUACCUGUCACGUCACGCCAAUAUGGUGAGAUCACACUCCCCAAGGCUUUCUUUUCAGGUUCAUUUUUCUAAAGUUUAUUUUUUUAGAACAAAACAGUAGCUAAAUUAAAGAAAUCCUCCAUUCUUACUGACUGAGACAGAAUGGAAGGAAAGCUGUCAGCUGAAGUCACAGUGGAAUUCUCCAGAUGGAGGGAGAAUUUACCUAUAGCUACAACUUUUAAAUGAGCAUUCCUUAGAAUUUCAUUCUAAGCAAGUUCCGCUCAAGGCCAGACCAGGCAAUUUUAUCUAUUUACACUACUAAGCUAGUUCCUCCUUACUGUCAAAACAAACAUAGCAAGAUACUUCAAAACCAAAAAACCAAGGUGUAUUAUUAAUAUUCAUUUAAUUCAAAUGCCAAAAAGUAUAAACAGGGCCAGCUUAGAAAUGACUAUUAAAUCCCGAUCCACUGUAAUCAAAGCUAUAAAAUAUGAAGGAAGAUGGCAAAACUGUCUUUUAAAAGUCAACAUAAUAGAAUUGCAGCUACAACCCUCCAACGGAGAAUGAGAGGAUUUUAAACUGACAGUUUGAUUCUAGCCACCAAAAAACUUAAAUAGAAAUAAAGGCAUUUGGCUGCUCCAAGAUGUGACACCAGUCAGCACUUGUGGUCCUUUUACUUAUGGUUUCUGGUUUUGUCUUAAUAAAUUUUAGCCCGAUCUUCUUGAGUUGUCAUCUCUCUGCAGCAGCAGAGGUAGGGCCUGUCCUUCCUUACCAGUAACCCGUGUCCUUUUGUCUACCCCAACAGCAGGGAUAUAAGCUGUGUCCAAAUGGGUUCUGAAGUCUACAGACUCAUCAAUUAAGGCAAUGAAUCAUUCAAACCGCUUUGUCUCCUAUGGGAGAAUGACAUGUCUUCAGUAUUUACGUAGCUUAUUCUUCUAUACAUAUGCAAAGCUUUCCUUAACAGUGAAGGGUACACAAGCCUAGUGAGAGAUUAGACCUUUACAGGUGAAGGAAAGCAACUUCAGAAGUGAAUUAUUUUCUUUGCUUUAUUAUUUUUAUCAAGACAGAGAAGUAUUGUAUUGAGAGAUAUCUAUUUUCAUAAUCAAAUGUGCCUAAAUUAUAUUUAAGUCAUUUCACUCUGUACUAUAUUUUCAAUAAUUAUAGAAUGUGUUGUUCAUCCACUUAAGGGUACCCCUGUAGACAUAACCUCAAACUGCAGAAGAAUCUGAAAGAUCUACACAUGAUAUGCUUAGAAAGUGCAGAUUUGGGGUCUAAUGUGUACUGCAUUAAUAAACGAUGUGACACGUUGA